AUGGCCGAAGACAACUUGAAGAUGGAAGUAGAAGAAGGAGAAAGCGCACCUAUUUCAGCGAAGGAUAAGAAGAGAUUCGAAGUGAAAAAGUGGAGUGCAGUGGCGCUUUGGGCAUGGGAUAUUCAAGUAGACAACUGUGCAAUCUGUCGCAAUCACAUUAUGGACUUAUGUAUUGAAUGUCAAGCCAAUCAGGGUAAUCAAAGCACAGGUCAAAAAGAAGAGUGCACAGUAGCUUGGGGGAACUGUAAUCAUGCGUUCCAUUUUCACUGCAUUUCUCGUUGGCUGAAAACUCGUCAGGUGUGCCCCUUGGACAACAGAGAAUGGGAGUUCCAGAAAUAUGGUCAUUAA
Messenger RNA from Cooperia oncophora, 348 nucleotides. The record is from the annotation of a GenBank genome assembly. Lineage: Eukaryota; Metazoa; Nematoda; Chromadorea; Rhabditida; Trichostrongylidae.